AUGGUGUGUGGAAGCGACGUGGAAGGUGGAGGAGGGGAGGCUGGGGAGGAGGGAGUGGAAAAUGGACCUUGUGAGAAGGGCGUGGGGGUUAGAGGAGGAGGAGGAGGAGAGAGAGAGGAGGGGGUGGUGAUGGAAGUGGAGGUGAGAGGGGUGGUGGUGGGAGAGGGGUGGGGGAUGGAUGAUGUAGCAGCAACGGUGGAAGCAGCUUCUGGCGUGCUGGGGAGGGCCAAGACUGUGCAGGGCUUCAUGCGGUUGUAUCAGGAGGCCGAGGGGGCGCGCUUGCUGGGGGCUAUGAGGGCCGCAUGGGAGGGGCAGACGGAGGAAGGAGAGGAGGGAGGGGAGGGGAAGGAGGCAGGAGGAGAAGGCACUGCAGGGAUGGGCGGGGUUGUGCCUGAGGGUGGUUGUCAGAAGGGAGGAAUGAGUGAUUGUGAUGGUGGGCAGCAGAAGGCAGGAGGGAAGAAGAGGAAGCGAGGGAAGUCUGGAAAAGGGGUGGCAGUAGAAGCAGCAGUAGCAGCCGGGGACACACCGGCACUAGCAGGAAGGGAGAGUACGAUUGGUUCGGCUGCUUCAGGCGCCCUGGCUGGGCCCCGUGGCUGCGAGCCAGGUCCGGCGGCUAUAUCUGCCCUGAAUCACACGUGCAUGGCGCGGCGAUGGACGGCAGUGUACAGUGAGAGAAUCAUAUCUUGUACUUCCAACGCCGAGCCUGUGCCGGGUAGUAAUGGUUCGGCACAAUGUGGGGCCACUGCUGGGAGCGCCUCUGCUGCUGCUGCUGUUGCUGGGGACGUGUCAUUGGAUGGUGGAUCCACGAAUGGUGGUGUGAUCAACGGUGGUGAUUCGAUCAGAGGGGGUUCUGCCACUGGUGCAAGUGGUGGUGGGGAUGCAGCAAGUGGUGCCAGCUGUCAACCUGGUGGUGGGAACACAGGAGCUCCCAGCUUUUGCAUGGAUUGUGUGGUUAAAGCGAGUGACGGCUCAACAGUGGUUCAUGUCGAAGGUGAUCUCCGGGCGCUCACACGCGCAACAGGUGUGGUGCUGCUAUUGGUGGGAGUGCGGUCGGCAGCGACGUACUGGCAGGACGCGUGGCUGUGGGAGGCAGCGAGCGGCGUCACUCUCUCCGUGCGCUCCCAGGCAUGGCACCACCUGCUGGGGGCUGAUCUGGGGUUCUUUGAAGGGCGAGGGGGAGGAGGUGGAGGGCGGGGUGGAGGAGAACGGAGAAAAGGGCGGGGAGGAGAGGAGGCAGGAGGAGGAGCAGGUGGGAAGGAAAGAGGUAGAGUGGAAAGAGAAGGGGUCGAAGGGGCAGAAAUAGGAGCAAUGGGAGAGGCAGCAGCUGUAGCAGGGAAUUCUCUAGCAACAGCACCAUCCGCUGUAGCAGCAGGGUCGGCGGCUGUAGCAACGGGGGACCUGGUGUAUCGGUUGACAGCGGAGGCAAGGGAGGUGGGCGAGGUGGGAGGGGGAGGGGAAGACAUUGUACUAGGGGAUGCAGCAGACGGGGCAGCUGUAGCAGCAGUACCUGCAGCUGUAGCAACGGGGGACCUGGUGUAUCGGUUGACAGCGGAGGCAAGGGAGGUGGGCGAGGUGGGAGGGGGAGGGGAAGACAUUGUACUAGGGGAUGCAGCAGACGGGGCAGCUGUAGCAGCAGUACCUGCAGCUGUAGCAAUGGGGGACCUGGUGUAUCGGUUGACAGCGGAGGCAAGGGAGGUGGGCGAGGUGGUGUUUGCUGUGCUCAAGGCCGCGGUGCCAGCUGUCUGCCAGGUGGCAGUCAUGCUGACGCGGAUGGUCCAGCUCAGCCCGGUGAUGACGCUGGCGACUCUCUGCUGGCCAUACUCUUCCUUCUUCCUCCCUCUCUUCCCUCCCACCAACCUCACCCCAGGUGGUACCCCUCACCCCAGGUGGUACCCUCACCCCAGGUGGUACCCCUCACCCCAGGUGGUACCCCUCACCCCAGGUGGUACCCCUCACCCCAGGUGGUACCCCUCACCCCAGGUGGUACCCCUCACCCCAGGUGGUACCCCUCACCCCAGGUGGUACCCCUCACCCCAGGUGGUACCCCUCACCCCAGGUGGUACCCCUCACCCCAGGUGGUACCCCUCACCCCAGGUGGUACCCCUCACCCCAGGUGGUACCCCUCACCCCAGGUGGUACCCCUCACCCCAGGUGGUACCCCUCACCCCAGGUGGUACCCCUCACCCCAGGUGGUACCCCUCACCCCAGGUGGUACCCCUCACCCCAGGUGGUACCCCUCACCCCAGGUGGUACCCCUCACCCCAGGUGGUACCCCUCACCCCAGGUGGUACCCCUCACCCCAGGUGGUACCCCUCACCCCAGGUGGUACCCCUCACCCCAGGUGGUACCCCUCACCCCAGGUGGUACCCCUCACCCCAGGUGGUACCCCUCACCCCAGGUGGUACCCCUCACCCCAGGUGGUACCCCUCACCCCAGGUGGUACCCCUCACCCCAGGUGGUACCCCUCACCCCAGGUGGUACCCCUCACCCCAGGUGGUACCCCUCACCCCAGGUGGUACCCCUCACCCCAGGUGGUACCCCUCACCCCAGGUGGUACCCCUCACCCCAGGUGGUACCCCUCACCCCAGGUGGUACCCCUCACCCCAGGUGGUACCCCUCACCCCAGGUGGUACCCCUCACCCCAGGUGGUACCCCUCACCCCAGGUGGUACCCCUCACCCCAGGUGGUACCCCUCACCCCAGGUGGUACCCCUCACCCCAGGUGGUACCCCUCACCCCAGGUGGUACCCCUCACCCCAGGUGGUACCCCUCACCCCAGGUGGUACCCCUCACCCCAGGUGGUACCCCUCACCCCAGGUGGUACCCCUCACCCCAGGUGGUACCCCUCACCCCAGGUGGUACCCCUCACCCCAGGUGGUACCCCUCACCCCAGGUGGUACCCCUCACCCCAGGUGGUACCCCUCACCCCAGGUGGUACCCCUCACCCCAGGUGGUACCCCUCACCCCAGGUGGUACCCCUCACCCCAGGUGGUACCCCUCACCCCAGGUGGUACCCCUCACCCCAGGUGGUACCCUCACCCCAGGUGGUACCCCUCACCCCAGGUGGUACCCCUCACCCCAGGUGGUACCCCUCACCCCAGGUGGUACCCCUCACCCCAGGUGGUACCCCUCACCCCAGGUGGUACCCCUCACCCCAGGUGGUACCCCUCACCCCAGGUGGUACCCCUCACCCCAGGUGGUACCCCUCACCCCAGGUGGUACCCCUCACCCCAGGUGGUACCCCUCACCCCAGGUGGUACCCCUCACCCCAGGUGGUACCCCUCACCCCAGGUGGUACCCCUCACCCCAGGUGGUACCCCUCACCCCAGGUGGUACCCCUCACCCCAGGUGGUACCCCUCACCCCAGGUGGUACCCCUCACCCCAGGUGGUACCCCUCACCCCAGGUGGUACCCCUCACCCCAGGUGGUACCCCUCACCCCAGGUGGUACCCCUCACCCCAGGUGGUACCCCUCACCCCAGGUGGUACCCCUCACCCCAGGUGGUACCCCUCACCCCAGGUGGUACCCCUCACCCCAGGUGGUACCCCUCACCCCAGGUGGUACCCCUCACCCCAGGUGGUACCCCUCACCCCAGGUGGUACCCCUCACCCCAGGUGGUACCCCUCACCCCAGGUGGUACCCCUCACCCCAGGUGGUACCCCUCACCCCAGGUGGUACCCCUCACCCCAGGUGGUACCCCUCACCCCAGGUGGUACCCCUCACCCCAGGUGGUACCCCUCACCCCAGGUGGUACCCCUCACCCCAGGUGGUACCCCUCACCCCAGGUGGUACCCCUCACCCCAGGUGGUACCCCUCACCCCAGGUGGUACCCCUCACCCCAGGUGGUACCCCUCACCCCAGGUGGUACCCCUCACCCCAGGUGGUACCCCUCACCCCAGGUGGUACCCCUCACCCCAGGUGGUACCCCUCACCCCAGGUGGUACCCCUCACCCCAGGUGGUACCCCUCACCCCAGGUGGUACCCCUCACCCCAGGUGGUACCCCUCACCCCAGGUGGUACCCCUCACCCCAGGUGGUACCCCUCACCCCAGGUGGUACCCCUCACCCCAGGUGGUACCCCUCACCCCAGGUGGUACCCCUCACCCCAGGUGGUACCCCUCACCCCAGGUGGUACCCCUCACCCCAGGUGGUACCCCUCACCCUCAUGUCAGUCAUCAUCGCAUGUCCCCCCACUCUUCCACUCCACCCCAGGUGGUACGCCUCAUGUCAGUCAUCAUGGCUACGCUCGGGGAGAGGGUUCAUCGCGUCUCUUCAAAAGCCCAGGCGUCCAUCGCAGCCCUCUCAGCGCGGAUCACCGAGGUCCUCCCUUCUUGUGUGACCCUCCCACUCCACCCCAGGUGGUACCACUCAUGUCAGUCAUCAGUGCUACGCUCGGAGAGAGGGUUCGCCGCGUCUCCUCAGAAGCGCCGGACUCUGUGGCAGCCCUCUCAGUGCGAGUCACCGAGGUCCUCCCAGCCAUGCUGCUCGUCCCUGUGACCUUAGCUGACCCCCCUGCCCCCCCCCUCUUCCCCCUGUCGCCUCUCUCCCCCAUCUCCACUCCUCUCUCCCCCAUCUCCACUCCUCUCUCCCCCAUCUCCACUCCUCUACCAGCCCUCUCAGCGCGGAUCACCGAGGUGCUCCCAGCCAUGCUGCUCGUCAAGGCACACGCAGCCGAGCCCUACGAGGCGCUCCUGUUCCGCCACCUGGCGGAAGCUGAUAGGUCCGCACGGCUGCGCAAGAAGCGGCUCAAGGCGCUGUUUCCAGAGGCGAUCACGGCGGCGUAUGCGGCGGCGGUGGUGGUGCUGUUCGGAGUGGCCACGGCCGUGGGGCAGGGCGGGUUAACAGGUGCCGGGAUCGUGUCGUUCUUCACCUCGCUUGUGCUCCUCAUCGAGCCCAUUCAGGCAGCAGGCACAGCGUUUAACGAGCUGAAGCAGGGCCAGCCAGCCAUUGAACGAGUUCUUUUUUCGGGCACGGUGGCGCAAAACAUCGCAUACGGGCAUCUGGAAUAUCUCUCCUUGGAAUCUUUCAACCUGCCCAGAAAGCCAACAAAUUUGGCCAUGGUGGAGCGAGCUGCCCGCCUCGCCAACGCACACGAUUUUAUUUCUGCCCUGCCCGAAGGCUACUUCACCCAGCUGGGGCCUAGAGGGGCGUCUCUCAGUGGCGGGCAGAGGCAGAGGCUGGCCAUCGCCCGAGCCAUCUUCAACAACCCUGCCAUCCUGGUGCUGGAUGAAGCCACGUCAGCACUGGACAGCCAAUCAGAGGCUCUCGUUCGCGACGCGCUGAGCCGCCUCAUGGUUGGCCGAACGGUGAUUCUGGUGGCGCACAGGCCUGCAGCCAUUGCCGAUGCUGACCGGGUUCUGCUGGUGGAGAAUGGACGAGUGAGGGAAAUCACAAAAAGUACCCGCAUGGGUUUCCCUGAAGAAUUGUACCCACAAGGAGGAUUGGUUGCACUAGGCGGUACACUCUCUGAUGGAGUAGGUUUAGCCGUAGUGGGUCAAUCGGAUGAAUUUUGUGGUUCGCUGAAUGAUUCUUGUGGUGAGCAUGGGGCAUUAGCACUGGCGAUGCUUGGAGAUGAAGAAGCCUCACUUGAGCCCCUGCUGGGCAACCUUUAG
Molecule: messenger RNA, 5610 nt
Organism: Closterium sp. Yama58-4
Lineage: Eukaryota; Viridiplantae; Streptophyta; Zygnematophyceae; Desmidiales; Closteriaceae
Source: the annotation of a GenBank genome assembly